Microstroma glucosiphilum is the source of this 1382-nucleotide messenger RNA. Its product is annotated as GPN-loop GTPase 3 like protein. The record is from RefSeq and is a predicted model, not a curated record. Bases 152 to 1102 code for a protein of 316 amino acids. NCBI's taxonomy places the organism in Eukaryota, Fungi, Basidiomycota, Exobasidiomycetes, Microstromatales, Microstromataceae. Gene Ontology annotation, molecular function: GTPase activity. The transcript has 3 exons.
AUGUUCCUCACUCCACAACUGCUCACACCAUCACCAAGUGCUCCUCUCCUCUCCCACUCGGCCUUACCAAAGACUGCCAUUAUCGCUCACGUCUCUCUCUCUCUCCUCGUCCCCCCUGACUUCAAGCUAGCGGCGUACACCAUCGCCGCUCAUGGGUCGCUACGCCGUCCUCGUCUCCGGCCCAGCAGGCUCUGGCAAAUCCACCCUCUGCUCCGCCCUCAUCGCCCACGCCAAUACCCUCGGCCGUACUAUCCACCUAGUCAACCUAGACCCCGCAGCAGAACGCUUCUCCUACACUCCCUCCAUCGAUGUACGUGAACUGAUCACACUUGAAGAUGUCAUGGAUGAGAUGAAGCUGGGACCGAACGGAGGACUGGUCUAUUGCUUUGAGUACCUUUUGGAGAAUCUGGAUUGGUUGGAUGAGCAAUUAGGAGGCUUUGAGGAUGAUUAUCUCAUCAUUGACUGUCCAGGUCAAAUCGAGCUUUACACGCACACCGCCCUCCUUCAAGGUCUCCUCACCUAUCUCUCCGUCUCCCACUCCUUUCGCCUCUGUCAACUCUACCUCCUCGAAUCUCACUUUGUCGAUGAAGUCAGCAAGUUCUUCGCUGGAACACUGUCGGCAAUGAGUGCAAUGAUCAAUUUGGAAGUGCCGUGGAUCAAUGUCAUGUCCAAGAUGGAUUUGGUAGAGAGGGGGGAGACGGCUAGUCGCUUGGGAAGGGGAUUGAGGGGAAAGAGGGAGAUGGAGAGGUAUCUCGACCCGGACCCUCUUCUGCUAACAGAAGAAGCCAACGCCUCGACCAACCCGCGCUUCCACUCUCUGAACCAGUCCCUCGUUCAAUUAAUCGACGACUUUGCCAUGAUCAACUUCAUGCCCCUCGAUGCCACUUCCGAAGACUCCGUAGGCGCUCUACUCAGCCAUAUCGAUCAUGCUAUGCAGAGUCAGGAAGACGAGGAGCCAAAGGAACCUAGGGAUAUGGAUAAGUUUGAAGUUGAUGAGGGAGGUGGAGAUGAAUUGGAGGAUGAUGAGACGAGGAUGGAGGCGAUGCUUGAGAGGGAAAUGGAGAGGAGGGCGGGAGGUGGAAUUGGAGAUGUAGAGAUUUAGAGGGUGCGGCACGCUUUUUCCCCCUUAGAGGGUCACAUUGUAAUUCUAGCAUACACACAUAUUCAUUCGGAAAGACUUCCUUUCACACAACUCCGGGUAUGUUACACGACAUAAUCAUCGUCGCCGAGCAGCGGCUUCCGGUCCUCUUCACUUUCCACUGCCGCAUCAUCUUCGUCGUCCUCUCCACCCUCCUCUUCUUUGACGCCACUGCUCGACUUAGCAGGUGGGGCACUCGCGCUUGUAGUCGGACCACUGGCGUUCUGAGUAAAGUAGACUCUGA